GUUUGAGAUGGAGUUCUCGAUUUUUCUUCUUCUCAGAUUCGGAUUAAGUUUUUCGUUAAGGUUAUUUGAUUUGGAAUGGAUUGGGGAAGUCUAUUUGAUUUCCUCUGUUAGACUUCUAGAAAAAAGCGGGGAGUAGGAUGUAUGAAGAACAUGGAGACAGGAGAGGUGGUACAAGGCAGCAGGCUAAGCAGUUACCUCAAGGGCAAGAAGGUGGAUGGGAAAAACCUAGGAAACCUGCUGCAAAAAGAGCCUUGGAUUUUUCUGGAGAAGAAAAUGGCGGAGGAUUCCACUACCAAACGGAGAAGGGAGAAAACAGUAAGCCUCAGAGGCGAUUUGAGAAAAAUCAGACUUCUAUUUGGGGGCAAAAAAAGAAUUUCUCCGGCUCUUGGGCUGUGAGUAAUGCUUUAACAAGGAAUGGAGGGGCCACAGAGGUUUUUAAAGAUGCUCAACCUUCAGCUCAGGGCAUGGUUUAUGGAAGAAAAGGUGCAGGACCUGCUUGGCCUAAACCUUUGUAUCAGCCUAAAUCGUCUUCCAAGGAGGCGCUGAUUACCCAGCAGGUUGGUCAAGAUCCUUUAAAUGUUCUGCAAGGUGAAGAACAGAAUGACAUCGGUUUAGAGGAUAUCCUGGUAUUGGGAGAAGAGGAUCUUAUAGGAGGUAUGCUUUUCUCAGAAAAUACUGAUGACUUAUUAGAGGAUGGAGAAUGUCAAUUUGAUGAGGAGAUUGAUGUUCAUGAGAAGACGGAGGAGACUAUGGAAGUUGAAGGACAAGUGAUCCCUAUGGAGAACAAAAUCGCUCCUAAAGGUAAACCUAAAAUCUCUGAAGUCUUACCUAUUGAUAUUGGUAUUGUAAGUCAGGGAUUGAAAGGCAUAACACUGGCUGUUGCUAAAAACCAGAAAAUUAAGAAACCUAUUAGUUAAGGGAUUAAAGGAACUAGUGGUAGUAAGAAUUAUGCUAUGCUUGUGGCUUCACCGGGUAAACGACUUUUGGCUAAAGCUAUGUCUAAUAAAUUUUCAGAGGCUGG
Arabidopsis arenosa is the source of this 1021-nucleotide messenger RNA. NCBI's taxonomy places the organism in Eukaryota, Viridiplantae, Streptophyta, Magnoliopsida, Brassicales, Brassicaceae. The record is from the annotation of a GenBank genome assembly.